Molecule: messenger RNA, 1173 nt
Organism: Stegostoma tigrinum
Lineage: Eukaryota; Metazoa; Chordata; Chondrichthyes; Orectolobiformes; Stegostomatidae
Product: intelectin-1-like
Molecular function (GO): oligosaccharide binding
Source: RefSeq, a predicted model, not a curated record
AUGGCCACAAGUUUGCUGAGACCCCCAGGUAAAGUGAACAGUUUCAUUUUGCGAGCUGUACAGACCGAUCAUGAGCGCAACGUGUUCCAUCACGAUCUCGAUUUGUGCAUUAGAUGGUGGACAGGCAUUGAGAAUAGAUACUUCGAGUUUAAUCCUGCCCCGCCGCGUUUUCCUGUUGUCACCGCACCUCGCUAUUUCCUUUCCAUUUCAUGCAUCUCUGCCAUCUCUGUCUCUGUUGAUGAAGUUGGCAUUGGAAACCAUGACAUUGCAAUUCUCAACGUCCUGGGUGACUUCGAAGUCAACAACAAUGGCUGCCCGGAUAAACCCGACGAGCACCACAAUUUAACCAGGAGCUGCCGGGAACUCAAAGAGAAAUACCACGUGACGAAAGAUGGUGUCCCCAUUCAAACCAGUAAUGGUGAAAUCUACCAAGCCUUCUGUGACAUGACGACGAAUGGAGGAGGUUGGACCCUAAUUGCAAGUGUCCAUGAGAACAAUAUACUUGGGAAAUGCACCAUAGGAGAUCGCUGGUCCAGCCAGCAAGGGAGCAAUGCCAGUUCUCCAGCAGGAGGUAGGUCAUGGUCCAACUAUGCAACGUUUGGUUCACCAGAAGGAGCGACAAGUGAUGACCUGAAGAACUCAGGUUACGGUGACAUAAAGGCUUCAGACAUAUCAAUUUGGCACGUGCCCAAUGACACACCGCUGAACAGCUGGAAAGAUGCAGCAAUCCUCUGCUAUCACAUUGAAACCACCUUCCUUCAACAGUAUGGGGGAAACUUGUGUCAGCUGUUCCAACAACACCCUGUCGAAUACAACAAAGGGAAAGGUCCAGAUGAUAACGGCCCAUUAAGUCGCAUCACUUAUGACUUCGGCAACGAUGAGAAGAUAAAACAGUUGUACGGGCCUUUCAGUCAACGCGAAUUUGAACCAGGAUAUGUGCAAUUCAGGGUAUUCAACAAUGAGAAAGCAGCACUGGCGAUGUGUUCUGGAGUGAAACACAUUGGAUGCAAUUCGGAGCAUGAGUGUAUCGGGGGUGGAGGACACUUUCCGGAGGCAUCGCCCAGGCGGUGUGGAGAUUUCACAGCCUUUGACUGGGAUGGGAUUGGCACACAUCGGUCAUGGAGUGCAUCAGAGGAGAUCACAGAGGCUGCAGUGUUGAUCUUUUACCGUUAA